Messenger RNA from Papaver somniferum (opium poppy), 2861 nucleotides. Its product is annotated as L-arabinokinase-like. The record is from RefSeq and is a predicted model, not a curated record. Lineage: Eukaryota; Viridiplantae; Streptophyta; Magnoliopsida; Ranunculales; Papaveraceae. The transcript is spliced from 20 exons. Gene Ontology annotation, molecular function: ATP binding. The coding region runs from base 217 to 2253 and encodes 678 amino acids.
UAAAAAAAUGAAUCUCCAAAGAAAACAUGAAGAAGAAAAUAUUUUGGAUUCAAAAUCAGAAUAAGGAUCCUCCUUUACUUGAAUAAUAAUCUGCACUUCGUCUUAGAUUCUUCACUCAGAAUAUCUGCUCGUCUUCAUUAUUCUUCUAAUCACAUUUCUUCUACUUCCUCAGAAUCAAUCGAUCUUGUUGUUGAUUUUUCUUCUUGAUUUUACCGAAUGGCGAAUGAUGAAGAUAAUAGUAACGAAUCUCCUCCUCCUCCGCAGAAACAUCUUGUUUUUGCUUAUUACAUUACUGGUCAUGGAUUUGGUCACGCUACUCGUGCAGUUGAGGUUGUUCGACAUCUUAUUGCAGCUGGGCAUGAUGUCUAUGUGGUCACUGGUGCUCCAGAUUUUGUUUUCACUUCUGAAAUUAAAUCUGAAAGACUCUUCAUUCGUAAGGUCUUGUUAGAUUGUGGAGCUGUUCAAGCAGAUGCAUUGUCAGUGGAUCCCCUGGCUUCGUUAGAGAAGUAUUCGCAGACUGCAGUUGUACCCCGGGAUUCUAUUUUGGCAACAGAAAUAGAGUGGCUUACCUCAAUCAAUGCUGAUUUAGUGGUGUCGGAUGUUGUUCCUAUUGCAUGUCGAGCAGCGGAUGAUGCUGGAAUUCGCUCUGCUUGUGUCACCAAUUUCAGUUGGGAUUUUAUCUACGCUGAGUAUGUGAUGGCUGCUGGACAUCACCAUCGUUCAAUAGUUUGGCAGAUAGCAGAGGAUUAUUCUCACUGCGAUCUUCUAAUCCGCCUUCCAGGAUACUGCCCGAUGCCUGCCUUUCGUGAUGUUAUUGAUGUACCGCUUGUUGUGAGGGAGCAACGUAAAUCAAGAGCGGAGGUUAGGAAAGAGCUUGAAAUAGGGGAGGAUGUUAAGCUAGUUAUUUUCAACUUUGGUGGACAGCAGCCUGCAGGUUGGACGCUAAAGGAGGAGUAUUUACCGCCUGGUUGGCUCUGUCUGGAACUUCCUCCAAAUUUUAUAAAGCUCAAAAGAGAUGUAUACACACCAGAUGUGAUGGCAGCAUGUGACUGUAUGAUCGGAAAGAUUGGGAAUGGAACAGUAAGUGAGGCUCUGUCAUACAAGUUGCCUUUCGUAUUUGUACGGAGAGACUUCUUUAAUGAAGAACCGUUCGUUAGAAAUAUGCUUGAGUAUUACCAAAACGGCGUUGAAAUGAUUAGGAGGGAUUUGCUCACAGGACGCUGGGCACCUUACCUUCAGCGUGCAAUUAGUUUGAAACCCUGCUAUGAAGGAGGGGUUGAUGGUGGCAAGGUGACUGCCCGCAUACUACAGGAUAUGGCUUUUGGAAAGAAUAAUACUCCGCAAAAGUUUAGCGGGGCCAGCAGAUUGAGUGAUGCCAUAGUCCUCGGGUAUCAAUUACAACGAGCACCUGGUAGAGAUGCAGAUAUUCCAGAGUGGUAUUCUGUUGCUGAACAUGAACUAGGUUUGCGCAACUCAUUGUCGAGUGCUGAGUUGAAUCAGAAAAGCUCUUCCGAAAAAUCAUGCGUUGAAGAAUUUGAGAUUCUUCAUGGAGAUCAUCAUGGUCUUUCGGACACAAUAAAUUUCUUCAGGAGUUUGGCAGAGCUGGAUGUUGAACAUGAUUCUCGACACAGUACCGAGAAGCAUAAAAUGCGAGAGCAAAUUGCAGCUGCUGGUCUUUUUAACUGGGAGGAUGAGAUAUUUGUUGCCAGAGCACCUGGGAGAUUGGAUGUCAUGGGAGGAAUUGCAGACUAUUCAGGAAGCCUUGUAUUGCAGAUGCCCAUUAGAGAAGCUUGCCAUGUUGCCAUCCAGAGAAGUCAUCCAAGCAAGCAGAAACUCUGGAAGCAUGCCCAAGCUCGGCAACUUGCAAAAGGGCAGUCCACUCCUGUGCUGCAAAUUGUUUCAUAUGGGUCAGAAUUGAGCAAUCGUGGACCAACUUUUGACAUGGACUUAUCUGAUUUUAUGGAUGGUGAGCAGCCAGUUUCUUAUGAAGCGGCCAACAGAUUCUUUGCCAAAGAUCCUUCACAGAAGUGGGCAGCAUAUGUUGCAGGGACUGUUCUUGUUUUGAUGACUGAAUUGGGUGUACGGUUUGACGAUGGCAUCAGUAUAUUGUGUGGUCUUGCAGGUGUCUUCUGCUGUGCCGGAAGGGAAAGGAGUAUCUUCUUCUGCUGCAGUGGAGGUUGCUACCAUGUCGUCCAUUGCUGCUGCUCAUGGUUACUUCUCUUUUCCCAUCAUACGCCAUGUUCUCAUUUUUAAUUUUUGCGACAUGCAUUUAUGUAGCUUUUAAUUCUGACAUAUAUUCUAUUUACCCACUCUAAGAGAUAGGUUUAGGUGAAUUAAUUCUCACCCGCACACAUGACAGCUUAAAAGCUCAUCAUUUAAUUCUAAACAUUUUAUGAUAAGAAAUGACAUCCUUAGUCAAAUUUGAUCAAGCGACACUGAGUUAAGUUUGCAACAUCCACUAGAUAAUCAGUUGCAGGAGCAUCUUUUUCUGGAGCGACUGUCCCUUUGGGCUAUGAAACCAAGGGAUUGAUUUUGCUUUUGCCAUCAGUUGUGGCUCUUGGGGAGAUAGGUCUGGCAGGCGUGCCGGUUCUUGUCAUGGUCAGCAUGUUGGGUAUCUGCAAAUUCGGCGCCGUUUUCCACCAGCAGAAGCUUAGUUUUUUCCCCCUCUAACAAUCCGAAGCACUUUUGAGUAUUCUUUUUCAUUCUGAUUUUACUAUUCUUUGUAGUCAUCAAGAUUCUAAUUUUUGUUAUAGACCUAUAAGUUGUAACCCUUCAUUUGUUGUAAUAGAACACAAAGAAUAAGGCGAGGGUGUAGUAAAUUUUUAUUUUUUACCAACAAAUAUUAAAAAUAAUUUUGACAC